AUCCAAGUACAACUGGUUGUUGGCACCUCACUUUUUAGCUUUUCAAAACUCUCCUUUCUACCCUAAAGCUGGUGGUUCUGGAAAAAAGCCGAAAAUGGAAGAGCCGACAGGCGGAACCAAACCGAUCAAGUGCAGUGAGGACCAGAAACGUCAAAAAUAUGGAAGAUAUGCAGCAGGGUCCUCGUCCGACGAGCUUCUGAUCGGGAAUUCCGAUGCUCCUCCACAUUCAGAGGCUGAAACUUCCCAUAUUUCCACAGGUGAAGAUUCGGGAAGCUCCGGCGAGGAAACACGGUUGUCCGGCCUGGCAGAGAGCCUGCAGAUCUUAACAAAGUCGCUGCUGACAGCGGAAAUGGAGAUUUUCAAGGCGAGGGAGGUCAUCCGCCUUGAGGAGGAAAAGAGGAGGUUGGAAUCGGAGGCCGAGAUGACUCGCAUGCUGCUCCAGUGUCAGAUGCAGAUCGCCUCGUUUCUGUCGGCCAGGCAGGGUCCGAACAACCGGAAAAGAAAGAGGGUUCAGGAAGAAGAACCAUCUCCCUCGGUCUCCUUAGAAAGGGACGGAGCUCUGCUGCUAAGUCUAAUUCAACUCAACAUGAUCACCUUUUGAAGCUGCUAUGCUAAGGUUUGAACGGGGAGCGUAAGAGUGAGUAUUAUGAGGGUAUAAGUGUAACUGUAUCGAUCAACAAAGCGUGAUAUUGAUCGAAUUACUGAAUAUUUUUCCAUUUCUAUCUCAAUCCUAUAAGUUAUGACUGAUUCAUUGGCA
Cucurbita pepo subsp. pepo (vegetable marrow) is the source of this 757-nucleotide messenger RNA. RefSeq lists its product as uncharacterized. The record is from RefSeq and is a predicted model, not a curated record. Lineage: Eukaryota; Viridiplantae; Streptophyta; Magnoliopsida; Cucurbitales; Cucurbitaceae.